This is a messenger RNA of Solea solea (common sole), 4993 nucleotides long. It is a transcript of the gene aifm5, whose product is annotated as apoptosis inducing factor mitochondria associated 5. NCBI's taxonomy places the organism in Eukaryota, Metazoa, Chordata, Actinopteri, Pleuronectiformes, Soleidae. The coding region runs from base 2598 to 4223 and encodes 541 amino acids. The record is from RefSeq and is a predicted model, not a curated record. The transcript has 22 exons. Gene Ontology annotation, cellular component: cytoplasm. Gene Ontology annotation, molecular function: flavin adenine dinucleotide binding; 2 iron, 2 sulfur cluster binding; oxidoreductase activity, acting on NAD(P)H.
CGAGGCAUAUUUUCACUGUUACCUGCCAGCCAUCGAGCCAUCCAACCCAGUGUGCAGCCACGAAACACCAGAAACCUGACGGUCAGACAAAUCAACACAGGAAAUCACAGAGGAGUCAAUGACCCUGACUUAUUCUGCAGCAUAACAGUACCAGUAAGAGGGAGGGGUGAGCAGAGGAAUCCUCUGUUUGUCGAAAUGUCUCUUAUUCAAGUGAGCACCUACGUUCCCAGGUUGAGCCAGCUGUUUGUCAUGUAGGUCACAGUGGGGCGGGGGGCUGUGACCUCAGUCCCAGGCCUGUUCCUCUGUCCUGACAGGAGGAGGAGUUGUCUGAUGUGAAGGAAAACAGAGUUGAGCUCCACCAGCAGAGACACCAGAGCAAAGCCCAGGUAAAAGACCCCAAGACGAGGAUGACUGGGACAAGAGUUGCAGACAAGUUGACCGUUAAAGAGCAGGAGUUGUGAACGCAGUAACAAUUUUAAGAACUCCGGCACUGAUCAAUGGAUUCCACCCAUCUUCUACGGAUUUAUCCUCCACAUGUGGGCAAAAGGCAGGGUACACCAUGGACAGUUCGCCAGUCCAUCACAGGGCCACACAGAGACGAACAACCCAAAUCCCAGUGGUGCCUUUGUGGACCAGUAGAAGAGAAGGUUGACUUUCAAUGAGAAAGUUGUGGAUUUAAUUUGUAUUUCCUCUACAUGCUGAUGGGGAAUGAUUCUUGAUCAUCCUUGUAUCAUUUGAGCAGUCAUCAAGACUACUAGACAUGUACUUUUGUGGAAUUAGUUUAUCAUGGUUGUUUUUUUUUCACUGGCAGUAUCCAGUCUGUAAUCUGACUUUGGCUUGAUUUAAGAUUACAUUACAUUACAUUACAUACAUAAUGUAAUGUAAUGAUUUAAAAGAUGAAAAUGCUGCUGAUAUAUGGCUACUAUAUAAUGCUCAUUCCUGUUAGUGCAAAGGCUUCACCUGUGGAUACAGCUACAAGGCUGUGGGAAGACACGGAGUGAAAUGAGAUCAGGUCCUCCAGCAUCUGAGGCUGGAGGGAGAAACUGCAAGGCAAGAGCGAGAGAGAGGAGAGAGAUCUCAACGCGAGUGUAAAUAAUUUGAAAUGUGAUGAAGUGUUUUAUCUUUACACACCAUAAAACCGCCCAUGCUCCUGUCAGCGAGCUGUGAGCCAGAGAAGUGCUGAUGUUCCUCCACUUCCAGGAUUUCUUUGUUGCCAGCACUGCCGCCGGCGUUGGCAGGAACCUGACAAUGGUGUUCAGCAGUUUGAAAGACAAUGCCGAUCCUCCUGUGACCAGGAGUGUUGACCUCAGAUCCAUCACCAGGCUUCACCGCAGAGCUGAGUUCACCUCGCCUGUGUCAUGCUCUGCUGUUGUCAGACCGCAUCCUCAGUGGUGGGAGAGUGUGGGCUGAAACUGUGUUUGGAAGGAAAGAAAGGGAAGAAAAAAUAAACACUGUCUUCAACCAGCGAUAUAUAUUUUGAAGCGAUCGUCGCCCUCUAACACGCAUUCCUUCGUCACGUGAGGUGAUAAACUGAUCACUGAUAACAGCUGAAGGGUCCCGGCCCUUCCAUGGGUCAGAGUCAUUGAAAGGUCAAGAUAAGACUCCUAAUCUGCACAGCAGUGUACACUUACUGGCCCCUUUAUUAGGUACGGGACACUUAGUAAAGUGGCAGGAGUGGCACCUGGUGAGUGUCAUAGGCAGGUUGCACUCCUGUUCCUCCCCUUUGCAGUCUGUCUGUCAUGUCCCUGUUUUGCCUGUGUGUGUGUGUGUGUGUGUGUGUGUCAAUCAGCUGCUCAACUGGUCUUCGCCUCCCACACACCCGGUUCCAAUCUCCUCAUCAAGCUCCCAAUAUCGACACCAGCUCUCCUCCCCCUCAAGGCCAGAUUGUUUUAUCACCUCAUGUGGUAACACCGCCAGGCUCCUUCAGUGUUUUUUUGCAUACUCUUGUUAAAAUUGCCAUCCUGGUUUGCCUCACUCACUUUCAUUCUCCUCUGCUCAGUGUUCCCGACCUACCAUCAGCCUGCCUAGUCCCCGCCAGCUCACCUGCCACACCACCCAGCUCCCUCUGCCCAUCCAGCCGCCUGUACAUCGCCAUUUUCCCCCUUGCUUCAUUCGCUGCCAGCCGCUCCCACGCCUUAAUGAAUUAAACUUCAUUCUGCUCCUCCUCUGUGUUCUGCGCUUGGGCCCACCUUAACACGCCAUUGUAACAUGUCCUGUGCUGCCUCGUCAGCCGUUUCCUCUGUGCUGCUGUUGUGAAAUACAAAAGACUUUUCUGUGGAACAAUGACACGGCUGAAUCCACCACCGACAUCACUCAAACUCUUCAUUCACCACGGUCCCAAAAGUCACUUUUUGGUUGAUUUUUGCUUUUUUUCCUUAUGAAAACCCAAAUCUUCCAACUUUUCAACAAGGGAUGAGGGUCAGGGAUGGACUGGUUGCCACGGAAACGGGCUCAUAUAUCAUCAUUCAGCUGAUGAGCAGGGAACAAACCGCGGCCGCAAACGGCUGUCAGUGGAGCAUCGGACUAACUUUGUACGUGUCUGCAGAGAUUUUGUGAAUCUGUGUGACCUUUUGCAUAAAUCAGAGAGAAUCAGAGGCAUGUCGGUCACCAAACCACACUCUGAUCCAGAAGAAACGUCAGAGGAGCUGACGGCAGCCGUGUGUCUGGAGUCAGACCUGCAGGAUGGACAGAUGAUGGAGGUUGAAGUGGGACAUCACAGCGUGUUGCUGACUCGCUCCAACGGCAAAUAUAGUGCCAUUGGUAACCAGUGUACACACUAUGGGGCUCCGCUCAGCAAAGGAGUUCUUUCAGGCCACAGAGUGCGCUGUCCAUGGCACGGCUCCUGUUUUAAUGUCCAAACAGGAGAUCUGGAGGAGUUUCCUGGUAUGGACUGUUUACCCUGCCACAAGGUCAAAAUUCAAAACAGUAAAGUGUAUGUGUCUGUCAUCAAAAAGACUCUCUUGCAGGAAAAAAGACUGAAGAGUAUGGGAACUGCAAUACCAGGAGUUACUCACACUAUUCUGCUGCUGGGAGGAGGUCCCGCGUCGCUGAUCUGUGCUGAAACUCUCCGUCAAGAAAACUUUGGCGGCAGAAUAAUCAUGGUCACCAAAGACAACCUUUUACCUCACGACAAAACCCGCCUCAGCAAGGUGAUGAAUGUUGAGAGCGACAGUAUUCUGCUGCGGAGGAUGGAGUUUUUCCAGCAGUACGGCAUCGAGGUGUGGCUCAGGAAAAAAGCACUGUCGGUGGACACAGACAAGAAGACAGUCACGUUUGAUGACGGUUCUGUCCAGAGCUAUGACCAGCUCCUCAUUUCAACUGGCUGCAGGGCAAAAUGUCUGGAUGUGCACGACAUAAACCUGGACAACGUCAAGAUGUUAGAGACUCCAGAAGACGCCCGACAAAUCCACGCAGCUUGUCUGGGCAGCAACGUCGUCCUCGUGGGAACGUCGUUUGUUGGUAGCAUGGAAGUUGCGUCUUAUUUGAUAGACAAAGCCUCCAGUAUCACAGUGAUUGGUAGCAGCGAGAUGCCGUAUCAGAACACACUGGGUCCUGAGAUCGGCAAAUUCACUAUGAUGAUGCUUUCAGAGAAAAAUGUGAAAUUCUACAUGAACGAUAUUGUGACGGAGGUCAAAGGUGUGAACGGCAAGGUGAAUGAGAUUGUGCUUAAAAGUGGGAGAAUUAUUCCUGCUGAUGUUCUGAUCGUUGGCAUCGGCGUCGUUCCAAACUCAGAGGUGCUGAGAGGCAGCAACAUACAGAUGGAUGCAAAACACUUUGUACCAGUUGAUAAGUACAUGCACACCAACAUCCCUGACGUGUUUUGUGCGGGUGACCUGACCACCUUCCCCCUGGCGAUGGCCAAAAACCGGAUGGUGAACAUCGGACACUGGCAGAUAGCAAAAGCACAGGGGAGAAUAGCAGCCCUGAAUAUGAUGAAUUAUCCGACUGAACUUAACACAGUUCCUUUCUACUGGACCGUCCUACUGGGUAUGACAAUCCGAUAUGCAGGUUAUGGAGAAGGAUACACCGAGAUUGUGAUGAAAGGAACGUUUGAGGACAGGAAGUUUGUGGCGCUCUACAUCAAGAAUGAUGAAGUCAUAGCAGUAGCGAGUCUGAACUAUGACCCAGCAGCGUCUGCGGUGGCUGAGAGGUUGACAACAGGAAGAGUCAUCACAAAGAAAGAGGCCGAAUCAGAUGAUCUGAGCUGGCUGCAGCUUUCCUGAUCUCCACUUCUCAUCAUCACGACUCAUCGUCUGUGCAGUGUUGGUAUGAAACCACAACAACAGCCUCCUUGUCUCCACUGCUCUCACCAAGGACAGAGAGUGAAAGAGACAGUCUUCAGUCUUUACAGACCUGUGUUCUGAAAGCAGGACUGAAUCCAUACAUCACACAAACACCACAUACCUCAGAUGGAUGCAGCUUUUUUGGGGGGCUUUUACUAUUUUAUAUUAUUUAAUCCAGCUUUUAUCUUUAUUCUAUUUUCACAUCUCACAUGUCUUCAGGGGUAUUUCACUAACAGUCACAUUCAUGAUGCCUUGCGGUCUCCGCUGUAAAUAUUGAUGAGGUGGUGUGAGCGGCCUGAAGGUGCUGUGACCUCCGUGUCCACGGUGGCCGUGUAUGUGGGGAGGUCAGUGAGGUUUCAGAGGGGAAUUUAGGAAAACAGAGCGCCGCUGUUCAGCUCUUUGACCACAGAGAUGCUGAAACAGGCAACAGCAACAAAACACACUGACAGGGAACAAAGAAGACAGUGAGACAAAACCUCCAUGAAAGAACAAGUGCAGUGUCUGACUGCUUUAUCACUUUAUUUCUUUACUUCUAAAUCAGUGUUUACGCUCAGGUGAAAACCUCAGGUUCACAGUUCAACUCAUGAAGACUUUUUAACAACUGUAGAAGUUUUAGGGCUUAAAGCGCCAUUGGCUUAUAUUUUGUAUUGUUUUAUGUAAAUGAUUUGGAUUUUCUUUUUUAAUUAAAUGCUAGGUCAUGGUGAAACGUU